AUGUGCAGGUUAUGGAAACAUCCGAUCGUUGAGACCAGUGGAGCUUCAUGGCAAACUGCUCAGCAGGACAGCCUGGGAUAUUCAGGUGUAAAUGCAUCACACACAAUGGCGCAGACGGACAUGGGCAGAAUGAGUCAGUUCAAGUCCAAAAUCAUGAGAGUCGGUCAGAGACACGGAGUCGACCCUGCUCUCAUUGCUGCCAUCAUCUCGAGAGAGUCCAGGGCUGGAAAUGCACUUCAAGACGGCUGGGGAGACUUUCACAACGCCUGGGGACUGAUGCAGGUUGAUGUUAAUCCCAAUGGAGGUGGACACACUGCUAAAGGUGGAUGGGACAGUGAGGAACACCUCAACCAAGGCACUGAGAUCUUGGUUUAUUUUAUUAACCGAAUCAGCAAUAAGUUUCCUGGCUGGAGCAGAGAGCAGCAGCUGAAAGGAGGGAUAGCAGCCUACAACAUGGGGGAUGGGAAUGUGCAUUCCUAUAGUGGAGUAGAUCAACACACAACCGGUGGAGACUACUCCAAUGACGUCACAGCCAGAGCUCAGUGGUACAAAAACAAUGGUUACUGAAGCUGAGCAGUUUCCUGAAAGUCAUCAAUGAAACAUCAUAUUGUGUGUACUGUGUCAAAACCUGGGCUAAAUAAACGUGAUGCAAAGUGAAACUACA
Platichthys flesus (European flounder) is the source of this 664-nucleotide messenger RNA. RefSeq names its product lysozyme g-like. NCBI's taxonomy places the organism in Eukaryota, Metazoa, Chordata, Actinopteri, Pleuronectiformes, Pleuronectidae. Gene Ontology annotation, biological process: peptidoglycan catabolic process. The record is from RefSeq and is a predicted model, not a curated record. Gene Ontology annotation, molecular function: lysozyme activity.